AUGCAAAUUGAAUUUUCUGACAUCGACUUCACCACCCCGCAUUUUCUAAUAGAGCAUUAUUAUAUCAGCGGGACUAUUUCAGUUUUGGUUAACUCCUUUGUUGUCUAUCUUUUGUUGUUUCACAAGGGAAAUAUGGACACAUUUCGAUAUUAUGUGCUAACAUUUCAGAUUGCAUGUUCCUUGUGUGACAUUCAUCUAGCAUUUCUCAUGCAGCCAGUGUCAUUGUUUCCAGCUGUUGCUGGUUAUUGCACAGGACUUCUAGCGUGGUUAUUUUGAUUUUCUCCUCAUUUUCUUAUGGUGCUGCUAGCAUUUUUUAUUGGAUUUCAAGUCAAUUCACUGACCAUUUGUUUUUUGAAGAAACGUCAAGCAAUAUCAAGAAUUAGUCAACAGUAUGAUGGGUCAACAAUUCGAUACAAUGCAAGCGUAUUCUUUUUUUCCUUAUAUACAUUCACAUACGCGGUGCCAUUUUAUUUUUCCAAAUAUACAAAAGAAGAAGAAUAUCAUAUAAUUGAUAGGAAGUAUCAAAUGUUCCGUCAGCAGUUUGAACUUUUAGCGAAUUUCAAUAUAUUUGAACUAAAUAUGAUGAUGAUAAUAGCAGUCAGUAUGGCAAUUCUUGGAAGCAUUGUUUCUGUUGCAACAAUAUCAGUUUUAACCUUUCAAAUGUACAGAAUUCUUGUAAAUUACCAAUCAAACUUGUCAAGCUCAACUCUCGAAAAGCACAAGUCUGCAGUUAAAAGUUUGGUUGGUCAGUUUAUGAUAACACCAGUUGCAAUUCUCCCACCAAUGCUGAUAAUCACCACUAUUUUUCUCCCAUUCAAAGGAGUACAGAUAUUUACAUGUUACAUGUUCAUGACAAUGACAACACAUUCAACGUUGAAUUGUCUCGUUGUCAUUUUCACUUUCGCAGAAUUUCGAGGAUUUGUCAUCUUUUGGACAAAGGAGGGAAAACGGCAACGACGUCGGAAAAGCGUUUUUCAAGUGGCAGGAAACGUGGCAGUAAAAUCUUGA
Molecule: messenger RNA, 1008 nt
Organism: Caenorhabditis elegans
Lineage: Eukaryota; Metazoa; Nematoda; Chromadorea; Rhabditida; Rhabditidae
Source: the annotation of a RefSeq genome assembly